Molecule: messenger RNA, 4809 nt
Organism: Seriola aureovittata
Lineage: Eukaryota; Metazoa; Chordata; Actinopteri; Carangiformes; Carangidae
Gene: gpr137c
Product: G protein-coupled receptor 137c
Exons: 8
Coding region: 376-1731 (451 amino acids)
Biological process (GO): positive regulation of TORC1 signaling
Cellular component (GO): lysosomal membrane
Source: RefSeq, a predicted model, not a curated record
GGGCGGGUCUUAAACUGCAUCACAGCUGAUCUGGAGGUUUUUCCCCCCUCAAGUUGUUUUUUGCGGAGAGCAGCUUUGCAGAGAAUCACAGGGGGACCUCUCUCUUGUUUCCUCUCUCGCCUUCUUGUUGUUUUUUUUUAAACCCAGCUUCUCUAAAAACUAGACUCCAAUUUUUCUUCAACACAAUAUCGGAUUGAAAGCCCGGCGCAGUUUCAGCAUGCCACUUGUUUUCAGAAUAAACUGCUAUUAUUGCAAUUUUUCACUCGAAUACCCUCGUCUUUUUGUCAUCCACGGUGAAUUUAGCCCAAGUCUGACCCAGUUUUAGUGCUUUAGCCUUCACAGCAUCCCAUGUGUUAGUGCGAGCCACCAGUGGAGAUGUUUUCGGCAGGAGAGGAGGUUAAUUCCCAUUUGUUUACCUCACUGAAGGAGUCCCCUGGAGCUGCAAUCUCCCCAACACUGGAGCUCAGUCUGACAACCAUCUACACUGUCCUCUACUCUUUCCUGUUUGUUUUCGUUUACCUGCAGCUCUGGCUUAUUUUGCACUACGGACACAAGCGCUUCAGCUACCAGAGCGUGUUUUUGUUUCUGUGUUUGCUGUGGGCAGCGCUGAGGACGACCCUCUUCUCUUUCUACUUUAAAAAUGUGGUGCAGGCCAACCAGCUGCAGCCUCUGGCCUACUGGCUGCUCUACUGCUGCCCCGUAUGCCUGCAGUUCUUCACCCUCUGCCUGCUCAACCUCUACUUCACACAGGUGAUGUUUAAAGCUAAAGCCAAGUAUUCCCCAGAGCUCACCAAAUACAAGGUUCCUCUGCGUUUGUUCUUCCUGUCUCUCAGUAUAUUUUUCCUGGUGGUGAAUCUGACUUGUGCGUUGUUAGUGCAAGGAGCUCUGGAGCGCUCAGAAUCGCCAAGUGAUGGGGGGAUCAGACAUGCGGUCCUGGCCCGUGUCCUGAUCAACGACAGUCUCUUCGUCUUGUGCGCCAUCUCUCUGGCCGUCUGCAUCUUCAAAAUUGCCAAGAUGUCCUCAGCCAAUGUUUACCUGGAAUCUAAGGGUACGUCUGUGUGCCAGGCCACCGCCAUAGGAGCCAUGGUGAUUCUCCUCUACACAUCCAGAGCCUGUUACAACCUGGUGGUGGUGGCUCUGUCACCACAGGACAGACCCAACCCCUUUAAUUAUGGCUGGUACAGCGUGUCUGACCAGGCUGACGUGCAGGAGAUCAGUGGUGAAGCCUACAUCGUGUUUGGGAUCAUUUUGUUCUUCUGGGAGCUGCUACCGACCAGCUUAGUGGUGGUUUUCUUCAGAGUCCAGAGACCCAACCAAAACCUGGCUCCAGGAGGGAUGAUCAACAGCCACAGUUUCAGCUCCAGAGCUUAUUUCUUUGACAACCCUCGACGGUAUGAUAGUGACGACGACCUGUCCAGAAGCAUUAACAGUAGGGCUGAUCGAGCCAGCCUUCUCUCCACCACUCCCCAGCUGGGUGCAUCCAGUUGGUAUGGCUCCAUCCAAUGUAACGGGACUCUGACGGCGGGCGUUGCGUCAGCCCAGCAACCGCCAUCUUCCACCGCCCCCGUCCUCUUUGCCUACGGGAACAUCCAGAGUCACCACCACCACCACAACUACUACUCCACCCCACAGAACAACAACUACCACCACCAUCAUCACAGUAACUUCUAUUCCACACCACAGAAUUAUUACUGCGGGUCUCAAACAUAUUUCUGCACCCCACAGAAUUAAGCAUAAAACAGACAAAUAUCUUAACGAUUGUCUGCAUUUGCGUCACCAUUUUGCUUCCCCAACUACAUCAAAGCAGGUACCUUUGAGAGAUAAUCUGAAAGAUUGCUGAGGACCAAGUUGGGCAUAAAAAUUGGUUUACCAAUUUAUUGAAGAAAUGUGGUGGAAUCAGCCAUUGGGAAGGUGUUGUGCCAUGACAAACUGCUUUUUGAGGACUUGCACCAUCUGUAAAUGGCGUGAAUGGACCAGAAUAAAAGCAAGCAAAAGCAAUCCAUGGACCAGAGUUUUAGCACCAAUAUGGCUAAUACACCUAAAACUGCAAAGACCAAACCUUUUCUGUUAAAUGUUUUGGUCAGAUUAUCAUUUUUAAAAGUGGAAUCAUCAGGGACCAGAUAAUCAUCGUUCUCAUUUUCUCUUUUUUGCAUUCCUUGCAAAUUUUAUUCAGUUACGCUUCUGUGGGAGACAAAACAAUGCACAGAGAGGAUCGAUGUAGCGGGUUUAUCAAGUUAAUGUGGCUAAUGCUAAUCUGUAAAUCAAGAUGUUAUAUUCACUCAGCAUCUGUCAAACUUUUAGUGGUCAAAAAUAAGUUGUGUUACUGUUUUUAGUGGGUACGCAUAUGAUCCUAGCGUGCUAAUUAACAUUAAAAAAAGGGUCAUUUAGGCUGGGAAAAAAAACAGUGAAGGAUUGACUUUGAUCCUCAAAAAGACUUCUCUGACCAUUAUAACCAAGAUUUAUGGUGUUUCUCACUUUUAGGUCUGACUACGUUUGGACAGGAAUUAGCUGUUGCUAAUUUGCCUUUAGCUGUUCGGGGAGAGCUAGCUUCUAGCCGACGCUAACAGUUAGCUUAAACUCACAAUCUUUUUAACCACCAAAACGAACAAAAAGAGACCCGACAAAAUUGAAAUACGAAAAGAAAAUGAAACGUUUCUAUCACUGACUUUGUUUUACUAACUUAUUGGCAGCAAAUACGUUUUCAAACUGUGAUAGUUAACGGAGCUAUUUGUAAGUUUUGCUAUUGCUACGUAGCUAGCGUUAGCAUUAGCGGAUGUUUACUUACCAGUCCGGAAGAAACGAUGCGAAACUUCAUUCCUUCACUCGCCAACAGCUGUCUCCAGCAGUGAAAACUCAACACCAAUGUUAACUCUUGUCUCUAUCGCGUCUUUUCUUCCACUGAAGUUAGCAUGCUAACUUCCAGCUAGCCAGCUAGCCUCGGCCCGCCUCGUCUCUUUCCGAUAGCGAUUCACCAUAGCCUCUAUCCCUGAGGAUGCAGCGCUGCUUGGAGGGUGUAUUAUAACCUCUAGUCUUGCAAACGCAAAAAAUGGCUGAAGCUCUUGUCAAGCAACAAUCACCACCACCUGCUACUGGCAAGAUACCACAUGCAACGGCAGAGAAAACUUACAAAUAGCUCUUAGCUCAAUAGCUAAUUUGGUGCCACACAAAUAGAAAGUUGUACAAACGGCGUUAGCAUUCUUGACUUUAGCCUGUCCACAAAGUCCUACUUUACAAUGGAUUCUUGUAUAGUUUGACAUGUAAAAUAAGCUUCUUUUUUUUUUGUUGCAAUUUUCAUUACUGACAGGAAUCAAGUAAUAGUAAAUUUAUUUCACAGUUCACAAAUAUCAUCUGUGUAAAGGUCUUGCAGCCUGAAAAUAUGCGCCGCCAAAUCCAGGCUAACCCACAAUUACACAAUAGAAACUAUGUGAAAACCUAAGACUGGAGUCACAGUGCAACUACAUAGCCUACACUGUCAAAACGCAUUUUACACAGCAGCAACGUUAUCAAUAUGCUACAGAUUAAAGUUGCAAUAUGUAAUUUACAUUCAGCAUUGUUGGAAAAAUCAGCCCUAAGAUUGUUUGUUGUUUGAUAACAGGGUGGAAGAGUCUCUGAAACAAUAUUUUUUGACCAAAAACUCUUCAUCUGUUUGUGAGCUGUGAGACAACAAUUUGCACUUAGAAGAAAUUCACCCUCAGAGAAAAAAGGCUUUGGAGCCUGAAUGUAGGAUUUCAUCUCCUUAUUUUAUGUAUUUUCUUCAAUUGUUGUCUGUAUUCUGUAUGUUACUAUUUAUCCUUUGAGAAAGGAAAUAUCAAUGUGCCAUCACAUUUUUGUCAUAUCUAAGAGUUUCAUUCAUUUAGGAAAAUAUUUUUGCACAAGAAAUGGUGGGAUGAUGUAUGUUUUGAAUCGUUUGUGUGUCUCCAAGCUAAUCGAUUUCUAAUCCAAGUGUGAGAUUUGUGACAUUUUGAGUCAGUAUGUGUGUGAUUUUAGAUUUUUGUUUUUGAAGUUUAGUAUGCUUUUAUACAUUAUUUUUUAUUUUAUGUUGAUUUUUACUGUCUAACAGAUUUUAUAGUUUAUUUUUUUCACUCUCCCUCUCCUUCUGUUAUUCAUAAUCUCACACAUUUCCUGAAUCUCAUGACUGACUGCAGUCUGUAAGCAAUAUUUACUUUAAUUGAACAUUUUUGCUUAUGACCCAGUUCUCAGACCAAAAUCAGUGCAUCUGUGUUAACUAAGUUUUUCAGGACUGAGGGGGAAAAAAUGCUAUCCAUGUGUUCUUUAACACGGUGGUACUUCAGCACACUCAAUCUGUAAAUGACCAUGUACACUUCUGACUUCAUACAAGACAACAAAGAAGCAACAUUGCAGCUGGGUUUAACUUUAAGCUGCGAGAACACCGGUACUGUUUCUUGAAGUUAAUUACCAGUGAAGUCAUUUAGUUGAAGUAGACCGCUGUUAAAGCAUCUCUCGUAUCAACAAGUUUCACAGGACACUUUAAAAUACAGUGAAGGCAGUGAACGUCUCACCGUUGGGUCCAGCUGUUCAAACCAUUUCUGAAGAAACUAACAUCUGCAGUGCAUGCUUCUGAAUCAGAGUGCAAGAACUCAGUGUCAUAUUUUCCUUCCAAGGUGAUAUUAUUUGUGUGGAAAUGUUAUUUGAUCUAUCUGCUCUGAAAAGGCAGGGGUAAUUGUUUUAUGUUGUUUUAUCCGUGGCCAUACUGAAUGUAACCUAUUGUGUGACAGAUCACUAAUGAUGUAUGCAAGAAAAGCACUACCAUGAUUAAAUAAAGGCCUACUGCACUGUUUUUAAGACAAA